UUUAGAUGAGGGUUUAUUGUUUAUUUCUCAACUUCAUCUGAUAGCCUACUGAUAUUACAGUUUAUGCGGUCAAAAUAUUAGUUUGCAUUGGUUUCACAGACAUCCUAAAGACUCAUAACUCCUCAAAUACAGUAAUGUGGCAACAACAACUCGAAAAACAUGAUGUAAUUAUAGCCCAGAAGAGCCUGGUUGAGAUUUGCAUCACAGUCCAGCUGACUUACAACGACGUUAGAAUUAAGAUGAACUAAAAUAAAAUUACCCAACUGAAAUAUGAGGUCUGGUCAGUGUGAUAUCAAUAAAUUCCUUUCCUAGAUAUAAAGAUAUUAAACUGGUGAAGUGUGUAAAGGUCUAAAUAAUGCUGAAGCCUUUGCAAUGAUGAUCUCUCGAGUCCACAGAGGAGAGAAAACACCGAGCACGAGACAUUAAACAUGCAUGCUACAUGCAGACUCAUUAUAGCUCAUGAUAAUUGCAUAUGAUGUCGUCAGACCAGGAGAAAUGUCUCAGAUGUUAUCAGCUGCUGCUGACUGAAUUCAAUAAGCGUAUGCUGCCGAGUGCAUUUAAUACACAGUCAAAUAUUACAUUAUUUUUUUUUCCCAACCAUGCAAUUCAUAUUUUAUUAUGCCAGUUAUUUCAGAUGAUAAAGCAACUUUUUUGGUUUUUGUUAUAAGCGAUUAAAUGUCUAGUUCGACUCACAGAUUUUCAAUAAUAAUACAGUACUCCUUUAGGUUGUAAUAGAGAAUAUAAAACACACUGCGCGUAGCCUAUACACAUAAUUAUGCUUGCAAUUAUGAGUUUAAUGUGCACGUGUUAAUAACCGAAGCGCGCAUUUUAAUUGUAACUGUGUCUCGUUUUUAAAAAAAGAGUUACAUUUGUGUUCUAAUGUAAGCGGCUUCAGUGAGCGCUAUUAGUACUUACUCCGCGCGCGUUAUAAAGUUAACGCGUCGUUUGUGUUAAACGUGGAUGGUUUCUACAGCGCGACGCGUUGUUAAUGUCGCGCUUGAUGGAAUGCGGCGUUGUCCCAUGCAAAUCCGCCGCCUCGCGUCCUCCAAUCAGAGCGCGGCGGCACUUAGCGUCUUCCAAUGGGAGACAGGCGCUCGCGCGGUUAUCUGCGCUGGAGGCCACUGAGCGGAGGACGGCGCUUCAGAUGCGGGCGGUCGCGGCACUCAAAGCGGGCGUGAGAUCUGCCGACGGCCGGCAUCCGGAUCUGCUUCGGGACGCUGUGAAACUCUUUCGCAUGGGAGACAUUCGCAGACUCUGACCUCCAGCUGCAGUGGAUGAGAGGUCGAGCUGUGCGCGCUGUUGUAGUUGUUACGCGGAGCAUCCUGAGCGCACCAAUGAUAGCGGUCGGGCAGAUGGAGAGUAACCGGCAGAGUGCGUUCGUCCUGGGCAGCACUCCUCUGGCUGCGCUGCACAACAUGACCGAGAUGAAGAACUCUUUAUUCCCGUACGCCCUGCAGAGCCCCGCGGGCUUCAAGGCUCCUUCCUUCUGCAACCUGAGCUCUCAGAUCCCGCUGGGGACCCCGCAUGGAAUAAGCGAUAUCUUGGGGAGACCCAUCACCGCCGCGGGACAGCUGCUCUCGGGCUUUCCUCGGAUCAACGGCUUGACAUCAGCCGGGAUGUACUUCAACCCCGCGGCGGUGUCUCGGUACCCCAAACCGCUGACGGAGUUGCCCGGGAGGGCGCCUAUAUUCUGGCCGGGGAUGAUGCAGGCUGCGCCCUGGAGAGACCCGCGGGUUCCCUGUCCGGCCCAGGCACAUCUGAUGCUGGACAAGGAUGGGAAGAAGAAGCACUCCAGACCAACUUUUUCCGGACAGCAGAUCUUCGCGCUGGAGAAAACCUUCGAGCAGACCAAAUAUCUGGCCGGACCGGAGCGAGCUCGGCUCGCAUACUCUCUGGGAAUGACCGAGAGCCAAGUCAAGGUUUGGUUUCAGAACAGAAGAACCAAAUGGCGCAAGAGGCACGCGGCUGAGAUGGCCACGGCUAAGAAGAAGCACGACUCCGAGACGGAGAGGAUGAAGGAGAGCUCGGAGAACGAGGAGGAGGAGGAGGAGGAUGAAUACAACAAACCUCUGGACCCGAACUCCGACGACGAGAAAAUCACGAGACUGUUAACAAAGCACAAGACGAGCAACCUGUCCCUCAUCAGCCCGUGCAGCAACAGCUCGGACACUUUGUGAUGAUGCUGAGACUCUUCAUCAUCUUCUUCUUCAUCAUCCUCUGCUUCAGAUUCUUCUGGAGAACCGAGGCAGAAUUAAGCAGGGUAUAAACUCACUUCUUUGCUUUGAACGCGGUUGUACAGGUAGAAGUGGACGUGAGAUGUAUAUAUAUUUUUUACUGAGUAAAUUAUGUUAUUAAAGCAUCAUCAUCAUCAGACGAAUAACGCCUAUUCCGCCUGAAAGCUUCUCUUCUUUAUUCUGGGAACAGGUGCACACGUGUAUAAAGAAGUGCUGUAAAUGAUCUGAACAGAAUUAGUUUGAAUGAAUGUACGGAAAAUACACAGAGAUGGAUGAAGAGAAUAUGACCGCUUCCGCGAGGACACUUUGUAUCAUCAAUAAAUUAUUUAACAAGCCGAUGUCUGAAAUAUGUCCUGGUCGUUUUUUUAAAUGUCAUGUUUAUUGGUUGUUUUGUGGCGCAUAUAUUUUGAGAUGUGCAGUUAUUUGCACGCUAGCAAAUGCAUAUUAUGUUCUAGGCAUCCGUGCAUUAAUAGCAUAUAGUAAUGCUAUUAAAAUCUCACAGAGGAGCACGUGGUUUGCAUAUGUCCACACAUGCGAGCAUAACACAAUUUAUGGUAUUAAUUAAAACUGCGCCAAAAUUAAAAAAAUCUUUUGAAGAUACCCCCGAACAUUUAUUUUACCCCCAGCACAUUUCUGGCUUUAGUACACGUUUCAUCUCAGUUUUUAGUGUUCAUUUAAAAUAUCUGCUAUUAUUUUAAUCUCCACUCUGGCAUUUAUCAGUUUUUAAGUCUUCGCCAACU
This is a messenger RNA of Sinocyclocheilus grahami, 2974 nucleotides long. Its product is annotated as homeobox protein Nkx-6.2-like. Gene Ontology annotation, biological process: cell differentiation; regulation of transcription by RNA polymerase II. The record is from RefSeq and is a predicted model, not a curated record. NCBI's taxonomy places the organism in Eukaryota, Metazoa, Chordata, Actinopteri, Cypriniformes, Cyprinidae. The coding region runs from base 1275 to 2177 and encodes 300 amino acids. Gene Ontology annotation, molecular function: RNA polymerase II cis-regulatory region sequence-specific DNA binding; DNA-binding transcription factor activity, RNA polymerase II-specific. Gene Ontology annotation, cellular component: nucleus. The transcript is spliced from 3 exons.